GCUGUUCUAUCCUGCAGUACAUCGUAUAACCAGCCAGCUGUAUGUUGAUAUUGUCGUCGUUCAGCCACGACUGUGAAGCAUAAGAUGUUAAGAUUUUAAUGUCCCAUUGGAAGUUUAAUCUCCCGCGUAACUCUGUGAUUUUAUUCUCCAAAGAUUGCACGUUUGCUAGCAGAAUGGAGGAAAGUGGGGGUUUAUUCGAUCGCCUACGAAUUCUCAGAAGGCAGCCCGCCUCCUCUUCAUGCAGAUCACGGAGAUCGGGGCCUGUUCCUGAAGGAAGCAGUAUAUCCUUCGCAUCGGGAUCGUCAGGUUCAUGAAAGGAAAAAAACGAUUCUGCUAGUCCGUGGUCAGGUUCCCCAGGUGGUUCAGAAGACGGUUCCUGGAGACCAGUUCCCCCUAUACUACAUGUGACGGAACUCACCUUCUCUGAGUCACAGGCAGCAGAGAACUGGAAGGAAAGGCGGCCAAACGAGGUUUUGGCUUUAGUGAUGAUUAGUGAGAUACACCUGCUGGAGCGUGUGCUACGGAUACUGCAAGUGAGGUCUGCAGGCACAUUGCCAAAGAGGCUGAAACCACAGUGGUUUCUGUUGGAUACCGGCUUAUCCCUGAACAUCAGUAUCCCACUCAGCUGGAUGACUGAGACUGCAAUGUGUCACUUCCUGUCUGUGGCAGAGGCAGAGUUCGGGGUGGACCCAGGAAGAGUGGCAGUCGGGGGUGAUAGUGCUGGGGGAAACCUGGCAGCCAUACUGUGACAGCGUCUGGCCAAGAGAAAGAAUGGACAUCUGCUGUCUCCCUGUGCCCAGGUCCUCAUCUACCCAGUUUUGCAGAUGGCAGAUUUCAACCUGCCUUCAUACCAGCAGAAUCAUGCUGUGCCCAUAUUGUUCUGUGGCCGGAUGGCAUUCUACUUCCUGCAGUAUCUCAACGGGGACACAUCAGUGUGCCAGGAUGUGCUGGAGGGGAACCACAUCCCUGCUGAGAUGAGGCUGGCCUUCAAGGAGUGGUUCUCCCCAGAACACCUCCCUCCUGAGUGUAGGGUGCGGUGCCACCGCCAGCAUGUACACUCAGCGUUGAUUACAACAGAGGUGUACCACAAAAUCAAAGACCGUCUGGAUCCGGUGUCCCCGCUCCUGGAGGAUAACACUGUUAUUCGUCUGACCCCACCGGCCUUUAUCCUGACCUGUGUGUACGACAUGCUGAGGGAUGUUGGGAUCCUUUACAGGAAGUGGCUGCUGGACCUGGAACUGGAAGUCACAUGGCAUCACAUGCCAGACCGCUUCCUUAGACUAAUGGAAUAAAAAAAUAGGCUGGUUAACUUUCCCAUCUGCAACGUGGGCUGUAGAUAGAACUUUAAACUACGUAAAAACGCUUUGAGAAACACUAAACUGAUCAAAUCGAUGUUAAUGUCUGGUGUUUGGAUUAAAAUUAUAUAGGGAUUAUUUCGAGGUUAGAUUUUUCAUGUUCCUGGCAAGUGACUUUGUUCUGUUUACAGGCAAAGCUAAUAAACUCCUACACAACUUAGAGCAUGUUUUACUCUUAUUUUAACCUGUUAUUAAGUCAUUCAUUUUUCAUUUAUACAGAAAGAUGUAUCCAAUUAUGUUCAUUAUGAUUUAAAUGAAGACGUGUGUUGCAUGUAUGAGCUAUAUGUUAACUGCUGCAGAAUUCUCUGACAUUCAAAAAUACAGUACCAUUCUAAAGUACUGCAAGUGUUAUCACAAUGCAGGUCAUUUGCAUUCAGUUUGCCUCCACUACUGUUCCACUAUUCUGUUUCAGUCACAGAAUGUUUGCUGUAUCCAUAGCAACCGAGCUUCCUCUUCCUAUGUCACAAUGAGAGCAGGUGAAAUGCACCAUCAUCCGUUCUGUUUGAUCUAACUAUGCUCUAAUAUUAGGACUAAACCAGCUCUUAAUCGGACGUAUGUGACACCAUGUGCAGUACCACAUACAGUAUGGGAAAUCAGGAAAAGAGUUAUGAUAAAUGGACCCAACCUGGCUGGAGAAUAGAGCAGAAGUAUGCAAACAAUGUUCUUAUUGGCAACUGGGUGGAAGAGAAGUUUCAGUUCACUCGAGAGUGUAAGACAGCCAACAGCACCAACCGUGCAGACUACCAGCCACAGUGGGACCACCGGCCAGACGUCAUCCUCAGACGAGAGGCGCUGCGGAAAGCUGAGGGCCUUCCCGCUAAGCUGCUUCUCUCCCACCAUGGCACGCUGCCCUCCCAUUACCUGGUCACCCUCUAUGAUGAGAUGUAUGGGCGCCAGGGCACCUCCACCCUGCCUCCUUUGCGUUCCUGGCAUCCAGACAGGCUGGCGUGGACGCCAGAGAAGUCUGACCACCCAAGCUUGGCACCUCCAACUAACUUUGGCCUGGUGGAGUCUAGACAGGUCCGUCUGGACCAGCAGCAGUCCCCCCUCCCUGCGCUGAGUGUGUAUAGGUCAGCGUACCAGAAGUACCCACUCAGUGCUUUCUGCCAGCCCCGCUUCGCCAGUGUGCCACGAGUCCACUCCAGUAAGCUCCAUCCUGCCAAUCGAAUCAACAAGGACAUGGAUCUGAAACAACGGCCCUGCAGACAGGUCCCAGAGAACUCAGUCUCCGCCAGCCUCCUCCCUCCCCUGUCUGUUGUGUAGACACAGAGCUCGGGCCCUGAGAUGGCGCCUCACACGCUGUUUCGAUACUCCGUGCUCCAAGGCAUGAAAAAUUAAAUGAAGCAGAACAUAUGGGAUAUCAAAAUAUGUAGAAAAUUAAACAGGAGUCUCAUUAUAAUCUCUUGAAAUCUAGGCUGUGUGUGUGUGUGUGCAGGAAGGAAGGAGUGUCCGCAAAACACAUCUGAACAUUUAGGAUAAUCACAUGCUAAUUAUUUUCCUUGCACUUAAUAUUUUCAAUUCACUGUUUCGAUAUUUGCCGUUCUUGUCUAUUAAUGUUUUGUAUUAUGUGAUGUUUCAUGUUUUGUGUAGACAGGAAGAGUAGCUGCUGCCUUCGCAACAGCUAAUGGGGAUCCUAAUAAAAUACCAAAAUACCAAAUACCCUAGCCUAGAUGCUUUGGAAAUCAAAGAGAGUGUUGAUGUCAGAGCUGACCUGGGUGUCCAUAUCAGGAGCAAUGAGUGAUGCAAGGCAAACUCUGAGGGGACCUGUCUAACUCCCAUUCCAUUAGGUGUUUAAUUACAGGGAAUCAAAGUGUUUAAUUAGGAGGAAUAAAAGAUGCUUAUGUGUUUGAUGGUCAA
Messenger RNA from Oncorhynchus tshawytscha (Chinook salmon), 3212 nucleotides. RefSeq lists its product as uncharacterized. The record is from RefSeq and is a predicted model, not a curated record. The transcript has 8 exons. Bases 1920 to 2618 code for a protein of 232 amino acids. Lineage: Eukaryota; Metazoa; Chordata; Actinopteri; Salmoniformes; Salmonidae.